GGUGAUAGGUUUGCGGUUUGGGGUGGUGGUUUCAGAGUUUGGGUGGUAAGUUUGUGGUUUGGGAUGAUGCUUUUGGGGUUUGCAGCACUGGUUAGGGGGUUUUGGAGUUGUGGUUUUAGGGCUGACCCUUGCUGUUCCCACCAGUGGGGCCCUAUGGAGGAGCUGAGCCAGCUGACCCUCCCGGGCCACCGCACCAUGAACCCCUGCCCGCUGUACGAGGCCAGGAGCGGCACCGUUUUCCUCUUCUGCAUCUGCGUGCAGCGCCGCGUCUCCGAGUGGCACCAGAUCGUGGUGGGACGCAGCGCAGCGCGGCUCUGCUGCUCCUCCAGCCCGGACCACGGCCGCACCUGGAGCCCCCUGCGGGACCUCACCGACGAAGCCAUCGCUGCCGACCUGCCCAACUGGGCCACUUUUGCCGUAGGGCCGGGCCAUGGGGUGCAGUUGGACUCGGGCCGCCUGGCUGUGCCGGCGUACGCCUACUACGUUCACGGCCGGCUGUUCGGUUUCCCGUUGCCCUGCUGCACCCGCCCGCACUCCUUCGUCUUCUACAGCGACGACGGCGGACGGAGCUGGCAGAAGGGUUCUCUGCUGCGAGGCAUGCGGACCGGAGAGUGCCAGGUGGCUGAGAUCGGUGCCAAGGAUGGAGGGACGCUGCUUUACUGCAGUGCCCGUCGGCCGUGCCGCUGCCGGGCCGUGGCCAUCAGUGCUGACCGUGGCCAACGAUUUGGCCUCCCAGCGAGGUGCCCGGCGUUGUGUGAACCGCCGCGGGGCUGCCAGGGCAGCGUGGUCAGCUUUGUGCCGACCGUCAUUGGGUAUCAUGUAGGCACCACUGACACCGAGAGCCUCAGUGGGGACACCCAACAUUGGCUGCGCUGUUCGAACUCAACCAACCAGCACCUACGAUGCCAUUCAGGCAAUGAGAGUCCCAAUGGGGACACCCGGCGUUGUCUGCUCUGCGCUACUCCCCCCGCCAUUGUUGAGUGUCCUACAGGCACCACCAGCCCUGAAAGUCCCAAUAGGGUCACCCAACUCUGCUACCAUCCAACCAACCAGCAACAAAACUGUGAUUUAGGGCUCCACGUCAAUACCGCACCGCACAGUGAGUGUCCUAUAGGCACCACCAGCACCGAGAGCCCCAAUGGGGACACCCAGCAUUGGCUGCUCUGCUCCAACCCAACCAACCAGCUCCAGCAAUGUGAUUUAGGGACCAAGAGCCCCAAUGGGGAUACCCAGCAUUGGCUGCUCUGCUCCAACCCAACCAACCAGCUCCAGCAAUGUGAUUUAGGGACCAAGAGCCCCAAUGGGGACACCCAACGUUGGCUGCUCUACUCCCACCCCACCAACCGGCGCCACCGCCGCGAUUUAGGGCUCUACGUCAACACGGCACCACCCAACGAGGAGGGCUGGCAGCACCCACGGGUGCUGCAGGAGGGACCUUGUGGGUAUUCUGACCUGGCCGUGUGCCCCGAUGGGGUUUUUGGGUGCUUAUUUGAGUGCGGGGAGGUCAGUGCCUGCGAGGAGAUCGCCUUCUGCCUCUUCACGUUGGGCACCGUGGGAGGCACCAAAGAUGGUGCAGGCAGUGACACACCGUGCCUUGGGGAAGAACCCAUUUUUGGGGUUUUGUCCCCAGAGAGCAACGGGGAGAACUCAAAGGAAGAUUUUAGGGCUGCAAACCCAGCGGAGGAGAAGCAGCGUUACAAGGCUUUUAAUUAACACUUUUCUAAUGAUUGACUGACGCCCAUCGUUGGGUUGGCGAUGGUGUAGAAAGGAACUGGGUGUGGCAGGACAUGAGGGGACAGCAGCACAUGCCAGUGCCCAGAACUAAUCAGAAAUCAACAUUUUAGGGGGUGUGGUGGUGUUGGGUUGGGGUUGGACUUGGGGGCUCAGAGGUCUUUUCCAACAUCAGUGAUCCUGUGAUUUUCAGCUGGGGAAAACCCAAAAUCAGAGAUGAGUUACAAGUUCCUGACUCUAUUACGUACCAUGAGAGAAUAUUUCUCCUUUUUCCCCUGUUUUUCCAUUGCCUGACGCUUGCUCAGAGCCAAGCUCUGUCUGCCCAACCACAGUGGCAGACAGGUGGUGGCCACAUCCCCAGGCUGGUGAUGGCAGCUCAGCGUGGGCCCACAUCCUUGUGCCACCAGCAAAUAAAUCUCCAAAAAGAAUCCAACUGGGCGGCAGAAGGAGGGAUGUGGGACACCAAGUGGUGGGGACAUGGAGUGAUGGAUGUGUGGAGUCAUAGGGAUAUGUAACAUGGAAUCGUGGGGAUGUGGGACAUGGAGUUAAGGAGACGUGGGACACAGUGCUGGGGAUGUGGGAUGUGGAAGGGUGGGGUUUUGGGAUAUGUAGUGAUGGGGAUGUGGGACAUGGAGUUAAGGAGACGUGGGACACAGAGUGUUGGAGUUUUGGGAUAUGUAGUGAUGGGGAUGUGGGACAUGGAGUUAAGGAGACGUGGGACACAGAGUGUUGGAGUUUUGGGAUAUGUAGUGAUGGUGAUCUGGGACAUGGAGUUAAGGAGACGUGGGACACAGAGUGUUGGGGACAUGGGAUGUGGAGUGAUGGGGAUACGGGACAGGAAUGUGGGACAUGGCAUGAAGGAGGGCGUGGGGCAUGGAGUGAUGGGGGUUUGGGAUGCGGAGUGGUAGGGACAUGGGACAGGGAGUGGUGAGGACGCAGACAUGGAGCGGAUAGGACAUGGGGCAUGGAGUGCUGGGGGCAUGGGACAUGGAGGGAAGGGAAAUUGGGACAUGGAGGAUGUGGGACAGAGUGAAGGGAAUGUGAGAGUGAUUGGGGCAUGGAGUGAUGGAUACCUGGGGCGUGGAGCUGACAUGGAACAUGAAGUCAUGGGGAUGUGAGACAUGAGUGAAGGGGACAUGGUGUGGCACGUGGAGUGAUGAGGAUGUGGGAUAUGGAGUGAUGGGGACAUGGAGUGACGGGAUACAGGACCUGAAGGGGACAUGAGACGUGGAGUGAAGGGGACAUAGUGCACAGAGUCUGAAGCAGGGGGGCUCUCAGCAGUGCCCACCCUGUGUUCUGUGCCUGUCCUUGCACCCACAGUGCUCGUACACCUGGAGCAUCCAUACACCCCUGUGCCACUGUGCUCCUGUUUCUGCCAACUCUUUGCCAUUCCUUCAGGAAUUCAGCUGGUUCUGGUCCAUUGAGGGCUGUUUUGGGCAAGUGGUCCCAGUGCUGAUGUGGGGACAAAGUGGGGUGUCUCCAAACUCAUCUCCCUGCCCCGGAUGGGAUGGGAUGGGGAUGGUCUAGGGAUGUUACAGGACAGAAUGGGAACAGCCAGGGACAGUAAGGACCAAAAGGAUGGGGACAUCAAAAGGGGUUGGGACAGAUUUGGGACAGGGAGGAUGAGGAUAUGGAUAAUGGGGACAGGACGGGAUGGGGAUGCAGAGAAUUCAGACAGACAGGAGAAAGACAACCAGGAUUGGGACAAGGAUGAUAAGGAGCAACAGGAUGGGGACAGAAUGGGACAGGAACAGAGAGGGAUGGGGACAGGGUAGGAUUGUUAGAGAAAAGAAUGGGGAUAGACAGGAGGGAGACAGCCAGGGUGGGACAGGAUGAGAUGGGAACAGAACAAACUGGGGAGAAGAUUGGAUGGGAACAGGACGUGGAUGAUGGGAUGGGAAUGCACAGGACUGGAACAGCCAGGAUGGGGACAGGAAUGAUAAGAACCAACAGGAUGGGGACAAGAAGGAUAGGGACACAAUGGCAUGAUCAUAGGACAGAAUGAGAAUGGGCAGGAUGGGAAAAGGAUGGAAAGGGGGCAGGUUGGGAUGAGGACAGGAUGGAGUGGGGACUUCCAGGAGGGGGACAGGAGGAUGGAGGAAGCCAGGAUGGGUAUAGGGAUGACAGGGAGCUGCAGAAUGGGGGCAGGAUAGGAUGGGGACUGUCAGAAGGGGUGGGGACAGAUUUGGGACAGGGAGGAUGGGAACAGAAUGGGAUUCUUAAGAGGAGAGAAUGGGAACAGCCAGGAGGAGAACAGCCAGGAUGAGAGCAGGAUGGGAUGGGGACCAUCAGAAGGGGUUGGAGGCAGGGUGGGAGUAAAAUGAGAUGGGAACGAGGAAGGAUUAUUACAGGGCAGAACAAGGGCUUGCAGGAGGGGAACGGGAGGAUGGAGACAGGCAGGAUGGGGACAAGGAUGGAAUUGUUGCAGGACAGUGUGAGGAUGGCUGGGAUGGGGACAGGGAGGAUGAGGAUAGGAUGGGAUGGAGACAGGGAUGAUGGAGACAGGAUGG
Meleagris gallopavo (turkey) is the source of this 4241-nucleotide messenger RNA. The record is from RefSeq and is a predicted model, not a curated record. Lineage: Eukaryota; Metazoa; Chordata; Aves; Galliformes; Phasianidae.